This is a messenger RNA of Leishmania mexicana MHOM/GT/2001/U1103, 1422 nucleotides long. RefSeq lists its product as hypothetical. The transcript has a single exon. The record is from RefSeq and is a predicted model, not a curated record. Bases 1 to 1422 code for a protein of 473 amino acids. NCBI's taxonomy places the organism in Eukaryota, Euglenozoa, Kinetoplastea, Trypanosomatida, Trypanosomatidae.
AUGAUCCCGAAGGGGUGUGUGGUGCAGGGUUUUCGCGAGGUCUUCGCCCCAGUCUCGGUGCGCGCCUACCGCCACUACGGUUUCCUGGUGGUGGAGAACUUUCUGCCUGCAUUGCUUGCCCACCAGCUGACGACGAUGUGCAACACGGCGGUGCGGCAGCGAGGUGACAACAUCUUUCCCGGCCUCGACGCGCAACACCGUCUGGGCGCGACAGUGGCGCCACCCUCUAAGCUGAACCCCCUGAAAACCCCUGGCGGUGCUGCCGAUACGGGUGCCAAGCCCCUUCACCCUGCCACGCCGCCGCUGGCCUCCUCCACGUCUUUGGGCCUCGGCAACGCGCCGCUGCGGUCAGAUCGGCAGAAAGAGCACGAGGCCGCCGAACGCGGUCGUCAUGCCGGGACGCAGGCGAGGAAGACUCACAUCACGUUAAGGAGGCGACGUGCUGUCGACAGGGUAUACCGCCGUCUCACCAAGGCCCGCGAGCGCUACAGUGCCCACAGGCGCGUCGGCGGGUACGUGACGGCGGAGGAGGAGAUGGCGGUUAACAUGACCGAGGAGCGCAUCCAGGAGCUGCAGUCCAAGUACACCUACGAGGACUUCCAGCGCAGCUUGCAGCACAGCCGAGACAGCGAACUCUCGGAGUCGGUGUUCCACCGCAAUCAUCACGUCAACGAGGCGAUGACCUUCAUGCAAGACUGGCCACGCACGUGGUGUUGGCUGUGGCGCACAUCUCCUGAGCUGAAGGCGCUCGCGGUGUCCGCGGAGGGGGCGGUGGGCCAACUCGUUGGGGAGGCUGCAGGGUACUUGGCUGGCGAGGUGGUGCUGCGUGUGUAUUCCGACAGCGCCACCGAGGCGACGUCACUGAGCAACGCGACCCCGAUGAGCUUUGCCGGUGUCUCCACCAACUUUGCGCAUCCACAUGCGCUGUCGGCGCAGCUGGGGUUGGAACGGCCAAGCUCGACGCACUCGGAUGCUGCCACGAUGGUUAUGCCAGGCUCUCAUCACAUUGUCUGGCGUAUCUCACUGGACGGCAAGGAGCUCGACCGCUUUCAGCCUGGCGGCAUCUUUGACGUUGGCUCGAUGGUGCGGGCUCUGCCAGAGGUGAGCCACCUGCCUGUUGUUGCGCUCCCUCCUCUAAACCCUGGCGCGGUGCUAUUCUUCAACAACUAUCUUCUCAUGGGGACUCAGGCGAACCUCUACGGUGCCGCGCAGAACGCCGCCGGCACCGUUGCCGCCGGGCCUGUCGCACACGCAACCAGCUACGCCUUCUCUCUCAUACCGGACCGGUGCGUGUUUGAUGGCAGGCGCAACUCGUGGGCGUCGCGCGAUUCGCAUGGGCCUCUUUACUCGUACAAGCGCGGGCAGCUGCUGACGGACGAUGCGGCUUUCCCCGUAAUUCACAGAGCUUUGGAUAUAGAAUAA